UUUCCAACAAUGAAACAAUUGCUUCACUGCUCUUCUCACUGAAAAAUCAUUGUAAAGCGUUCGUUUUCAUGUUCAAAAAGUGGAAAAUGAAAAUGGGUUAUCGUAGAAUUGCUUCAGUUUUGUUCCUACUGGUUGUAGUAAGCCCGGGAAUUUGAUUUUCCUUUUUGGGUUUAUGAGAUAAAGAUUUGGGAUACAUAAAAAAAAUGAAAUCAGUUGGGAUAAAUUUGGUGAUGACGAUAAUAGGAUUCACAAUGAGUAUUAUGUUCAUCGUCUUUGUUUGUACUCGUUUGAUUUGUGCUCGGAUUCAGCUCAUUGCUUCUCGGAGAUCCUUCCCUGUUGCUUCAAGAUCUGGUCCUAGUACACUCGAACGGGGUUUACAUGGUCUAGAGUCUGUUGUCGUUGCCAACUUUCCCACCAAGAAAUACAGUGAUGUGUGCUUCUCGGCCUCGGAAGAUGCUCAGUGUAUAGUUUGCCUUUCCGAAUACCAUGCCGACAAUAUCUUGCGUAUCCUGCCCUAUUGUGGCCACUUCUUCCAUGUAACAUGCAUAGAUACAUGGCUUCAACAGCAUUCCACAUGUCCCGUUUGCCGGCUAUCGCUGCGUGAAUCUUCUAAGAAGAAGCGUUUGAUGCAACCAUUGUUCAGUUCAGCCGUUCGAUCUCAUUUCGGCACGCGACGUCAUGGCCUCCCAUCGAGAAAUGAUAGCCGUGGGAUGGACUCUGGGGGAGAUGGAUUGGAACCCGGGCAGAACACAUCCCUAACAACUGAAGAUGAUGAGGCCAGCAUUAAAGACUCGAGAAGCAAGCAUGUAGAAACCCCUUCAAUCCCUUGAAUUAUCUUGGUCGAGUUUAAUGCAUGCAGAUCCUAUAUUUGCUCGGACUCUUCAUUUUUCUUGAAGCACCCGUGUCUCUCGCUCGUGUACGAAACAUAGAUACGAAUAUAUGACCUCCAAAGAUCCUCCAAGUACAUGAAAAAUUAUAAAAAAAUGUAAUCAUGUUCGUGUCAUAUAAAUAUCCGUAUCUGACAGUCAAACCCGAGUUCGAGUAACUUGUGCGGAUCUCCUGCUUGAGAAGUGUACUGUUUUCUGUUUUUGUGGCUUACUGUAAAUAUAUUAUGGGCACCACU
Messenger RNA from Hibiscus syriacus, 1123 nucleotides. Its product is annotated as RING-H2 finger protein ATL8-like. The coding region runs from base 204 to 830 and encodes 208 amino acids. The record is from RefSeq and is a predicted model, not a curated record. The transcript has 3 exons. NCBI's taxonomy places the organism in Eukaryota, Viridiplantae, Streptophyta, Magnoliopsida, Malvales, Malvaceae.